Molecule: messenger RNA, 1536 nt
Organism: Dovyalis caffra
Lineage: Eukaryota; Viridiplantae; Streptophyta; Magnoliopsida; Malpighiales; Salicaceae
Source: the annotation of a GenBank genome assembly
AUGAAAAAACUCUUCUCAAAACUUUCCAACACCAAGGUUAAGCCUUACGUUAAUGUUGGUUGUCAGAAGUGUGCCGCAUGUGUGUCUGAAAUUGUGGAUCUAACUGCGAAGUUAACAGCAAAAGAUACUCAUAUAACACUCCUUAAUAGGAUGUUAGCUCUUAAAGAGGAGGAAAUAUCCCGUCUUAAGGAUCAGCAAUAUCUGACAGAUAAAAAACUCAAUAAGCUCUGGGCUGAUGUUGAGUUUGUUUGGAAGGAGUUUGAGCAAGUUAAAAUUAAUGAAGAUGAAGAAGGUUCUGACAAUUGUGAUGGUAAGCUUAAUAAGUCUGAGAAGCAGAAAACGCCUGCAAACCGAGAUGGCAGACCUCAAAGCCCCGCCUUGCUUCCCCAUAUUUACAAGAAACCUCCUAGUUUUCCGGUAUUAAAAGGCGAUUCACCUCCACCUAUGGAGCAGAACAUCCCGGAAGCAGCUCCAAGCAGUCAUAUCUCAACUCCAUCUAAUCACGACAGAGCUCCGCCUCCACCUACGAAAAAUAUCAAAAUGGAAAACAAUUCAGGAGCUCCUCCUACAGAAGAACUGAUCGUCAUGGCAGGUCCAAUUAAUCAUGAUUUAUCUCCUGAUCAGUGUGUUCCCACCUUUCGCGAUGAUUUACCUCCGAGUACAGAGGAAAAGUUUACAGUGACAGCUCCAAGUAGUCAUGCCGAAGUUACGCCUUACGUUAAUGUUGGUUGUCAGAAGUGUACCGCACUUGUGUCUGAAAUUGUGGAUCGAACUUCGAAGUUAACUGCAAAAGGUAUUCAUAUAACACGCCUUAAUAGGAUGUUAGUUCUUAAAGACGAGAAAAUAUCCCGUCUUGAGGACCAGCAAUAUCUGGCAGAUACAAAAAUCAAUAAGCUCAGGGCUGAUGUUGAGCUUGUUUGGAAGGAGUUUGAGCAAGUUAAAAUUCAUGAAGAUGAAGAAGGUUCUGACAAUUGUGACGGUAAGCUUAAUAAGUCUGAGAAACAGAAAACGCCUGCAAACCGAGAUGGCAGACCUCAAAGCCCCGCCUUGCUUCCCCGUAUUUACAAGAAACCUCCUAGUUUUCCGGUAUUAAAAGGCGAUUCACCUCCACCUAUGGAACAGAACAAUAUCCCGGAAGCAGCUCCAAGCAGUCAUGGCUCAACUCCACCUAAAGAGGAAAACAUCAUGGUUGCAGCUCCAUCUAAUCACGACAGAGCUCCGCCUCCACCUAAGAAAAAUAUCAAAGUGGAAAACAAUUCAGGAGCUCCACCUACAGAAGAGCUGAUCGUCAUGGCAGGUCCAAUUAGUCAUGAUUUAUCUCCUCGGUAUGUUCCCACCUUUCGUGAUGAUUUACCUCCGAAUAGAGAGGAAAAGUUUACAGUGACAACUCCAAGUAGUCAUGCCAAAGUAAUUGCAAAUGAAGAUGGAAAACUACAAAGUAGUCUUCAUGGUUUUCAAAGGCCUCCUACUCCAAUUCCUUAUUAUCGGGUUUAUGUCCCGAGGAAGAGGAAGAAAAACAAGAACAUUAUUAUUUAA